GGAAAAGAAACAAUUUUCAAUAUUAUUGCAACUCAAAAAUUCACACUCGGUUUACCUAAUCCCAUAUGAAACUCCUCAAUCUCCGUCUUUCCUCCCAUGUGUGGCUACCAACGGGUAAAAGUUGCAGCUGGGAAUCGCGGGUAGUGAUUGAGAUAUCGAAAAGAUAUUCCUCGUCGUCUAAGCGAUGGCAAGCUCGGCAAGCAAAGGACAAAUACUCGAGAGAAGCAGCAGUGAAAGGAUUGAAAAGCCGUGCAGCAUUUAAACUAAUACAGAUUAAUGAAAAACAUAAAAUAUUUAAACCCGGUCAAAGUGUAGUAGAUUUGGGUUAUGCCCCCGGAUCUUGGUCACAGGUCGCCGUGGACCUCACGCAGCCCAAAGGCCGUGUAGUCGGAGUGGAUAUAAUUCCUGCUCAACCUCCGAAAGGUGUCUCAACAAUCCAAGGAAACUUCCUUUCUCCGCAGAUACAAGCUUACGUCCAAGAAUUCCUACGAAACCCUAAUCGUGGAAGAGCACAGUCUCUCAACCACUUCGACGACGCCGAUCCACGUUCGCAACCACAGGCCGAUAGCGAAGUGGAAGAAACUGAAGGUUACAUUGAUAGGGAACGGAGUGCUAGCUUGCAUAUUGCCCAGGUAGACGGUGGCAAUGAAGAUAUCCCCGAUAUUGCUGUCGCGGAUAAGACGGUUGAUGUGGUUCUAAGCGACAUGAUGAUGAACACGAGCGGAAUGAGCUUUCGAGAUCAUGCCGGAAGCAUGGACCUUUGCAGGGCGGCGCUGGAGUUUAGUUUCAACGUCUUGAAAACGGGAGGUCAUUUCGUUUGCAAGUUUUAUCAAGGUGCUGAAGAUAAAGCACUGGAAAGGCAAUUGAAAGAACUAUUCCAGAACGUCCAUCGGGAAAAGCCAGAAUCUUCUCGUAGCGAAUCGAAAGAAGCAUACUUUAUCGGUUUAAGACGGAAACAUAAUGCCUCCAGAGGUGCCGUUCUGUCGGACCAAUAGUUCAUACCGCCGCUCAAGCUGUAACGGAGCCGUUUACGAUAUACCGUCUGCAACUGGAAAUGGGCAUGGAAAGAAUGUGCGUUGGUCAUUUAUUCUAUGUCCUAAAUCAUUUCUCCAUCGCCUUCUUCGAAAUCGCUCUCCUCGAAGUCAAGGGAAGCUGACGCUUCCUCGGCUGCGCGCUGAAUCUGUGGAAUUUAGUUCCAAGUACGACCUGUUUUCUCAUCUGAAACGGAGACUUACCUCCUUCAGACCGCUCAACUCUUCAACAUAAUCACGUUCAUUCACCGCCUUGCGAACGAAAUCCCACCCCUGUGUCUUAUAGGCAUCCGUUAUAUUACCUGAGCAAGCACUACAACAGUUGUAGCUCUUCCCGGAUACGACCACGUUCGAAAAAUUAGACAAAAACCCUCUGAUUUGAUGGGGGACGAUUCCGAGAGGGUGAUCGGCGUGGCUUUCUUGUUGGAGGGAGGAUGCAGGUGCAGCUGGACCAUUUGGAUGCUGCAAAGUGGACACAAACAACUCAACUAACAAGGCGGAUGCUAUUGCAGCUAUGCCGGGACGAGUCACCGUACACUGUUGGUCUAGCGUUUGGUCCUUAACAGACUGUAACCGAGUUAGCACACAACACAUAUAUAUGAAGAAUUGAGCCAACGACUUACAUCAGCUGGAGCAACAACGUCAUUACAAAAGUAGCAUCCCAGUUCUGUUUCUGGCGCCGAGCUAUUUUCAACGCCGUGACGCAUUACAACAUAUGUGUCGAAACCAAGCGCUGCAUUCAUCACUAUUUUUCCGGUUGCCUUUCCCAUAACGGUUGGUAACCACCGAGCCUCUCGAGUAUCCAACAAAACAAAUAUCGCAUCGUGUUCGUCAACCAGUUUCUUGAGUUCCCGAAAUUCAAGUUCGGCUUUCGAAGCGUCGGUUAUUGGGUGACCCGGCAUUGGGACAGAUAUCACAAAGCCAGAAGCGUCAACACCGGGAUAGAUUUCUUCAAGAGCUGCGGCAGCGCGAAGGGCCUUCUUAGUCCCUCCUCCCAAGCAGUCAUUAAACCCAAACAGUGGCUGUCUAACAGGAUUGGAGAAUGACACUGUGCCAUUAUCUACAAACGUAAUUUUUCGAACACCCCACCCCUGUAUCUUCAGCAUCAGCUAUUGAGCCAUAUACAAGAGAUUUUGCUAUUCUCACCAACAAAUUGCGUGCAACGUAGCUACCCAGAGUUCCUGCACCUAGCAAAAGGCAUUUUGUGUUUUUGAUUUUCUCGAGAUCCAGGUUAGGGCUGAUCCUCCACUUCAUAAGUUUCAAAUUGAGGUCCACUGAUUGAUCAGCCAGCCUGUUUCGUCCCGUUAGAAACACUUUACUUAACAUGGUUUAAAAAUAAUAAUAUGAAAUCUUUAGACAAAC
This is a messenger RNA of Blastomyces dermatitidis ER-3, 2393 nucleotides long. Its product is annotated as 23S rRNA (-2'-O)-methyltransferase. Gene Ontology annotation, biological process: RNA methylation. The record is from RefSeq and is a predicted model, not a curated record. Gene Ontology annotation, cellular component: mitochondrion. Gene Ontology annotation, molecular function: rRNA (uridine-2'-O-ribose)-methyltransferase activity. The transcript is spliced from 7 exons. Bases 66 to 995 code for a protein of 309 amino acids. NCBI's taxonomy places the organism in Eukaryota, Fungi, Ascomycota, Eurotiomycetes, Onygenales, Ajellomycetaceae.